GCAGGUGAGUGAUCUGAUGCCUACGAUUGGAUGUUGAUAAUCUGAUCAUUUGGAAGGUCAAGAUCGAUUUGAACGACCUAGAAUCACUCAACGCGAUCGAAGACAAAGGCGUGGCGUUGAAUCCGUUAACCAAACUGUCUGAAGCAUUCACGGAUGGAGUAGAGCGCGGAUGUAUUCAUGUCGUCGUACAACCCGUUGUACAAGGUGAAGUCCCAACCAAUUAUAGUAUGGCGAAGAUCAACAAAGAGUUCGAGACCGCUCUUGAAUCAACCUAUCCUUCCCCGUCAGCAGCUGCUAAAACGAAAGAAUAUCGCAACAUACAGCGCGGGCCCACCAAAUUAUACGACGGUCGCUAUGCUCAUAACAACCCAGUCAAUACGACUGCACCACCGAUACAGUUGUUCAACCCGGCAUUCGCCUACUUCUCAAGCAAAGCGUUCGAUCCUGAAUACACCGUACCAGAUGAGAUGCUGCGUAAUACCCAGGAGCUUAUGACUAAAUUUGCAGCAAUUCAUGCCAACGAGAGUGACCGCCGCCUAGAUCUCGUUCCUCUGCUGGCAAAGGUGAUCAAGGAGCCUUUAUUGCACGCGAAAAGUCGUUCUGGCAACUUUGAGCCCAAUGCUGUAGUCGUCCAUUCUCAUGACGAUAUUCCGGUACACCUUGUGGUAGUUGAGGAGAAGAACGAGGUUGGAGAUGGAGCUUCAGACCCUUCUGUCCAGGCGUCAUUCUCCUUUGUACAUCAAACUCGUGAGGACGCGGAACUUCGCUUAAAGUGCAAUUGUCCUACCUUCUUGGUUGCUCAUGCUGGACCUUGGCUAGCAGUUCUGGGCGCCGUCUUCACGGAGAAGUAUAUAAUCCAACGGCUUACGGACUUCAUCUGGAUCCCAGCCCACUCUGCACUCGAUGACGACCAGUUUCUUCGAAUUGGGCGCGUCAUGUAUGCACUUAGUGAAUCAGUCGCACAGCUCAGAGUCUGGUAUGACGAUGUCUUUGAAUGUGACGAGCCGCCGUACGACGCAUCAUAUCCUACUGCACACCCUCGCUUUUACCCAACCCCAGAUACCUAUCUACGCGACGAGAUUCCCGUACGAUUCAAAUAUGAGCGGCCCCUGGAACACGAUGCUUCGUGUGUGACUUACCUGGCGAAGACGAAGGAGGACAACCCGAUCAAUGUCGUUGUAAAGUUCGUCACCAGGUACGGCGAGGACGUUCACAGGGCGAUGGCAGAAGCCGGGUUCGCGCCGAAGCUUUUGUAUUACGGAAAAAUCGAUGUCGUGGAGGGGGUGCCAUCGUAUGGCGGGCUGCGGAUGGUAGUAAUGGAAUACGUGGACGGAAAGACGGCCUAUGGUUCACUGAAACUGCCUCCCAACUUUCGCCAAGAGCUCACGGAGGCGAUCGAGUACUGUCACAAGAAGGGUUUUGUGUUUUGUGAUCUUCGGAAGCCAAACAUCAUGAUCACGAAGGACCACAAAGUGCAACUGAUCGAUUUCGACUGGGCUGGACGCCAAGGCAAGGUCACAUACCCUGUAUCCAUCUCUCCCACUAUUCACUGGCCGGAGGGGGCGCAAGGAUUAGGGCCUAUACUAAAACAACACGAUCUUGAUAUGCUAGCGCGCUGCUGUAAUUAGACUUUCAAUUCUUCUGCUUUAUGAUGCGUUGCCACCAGCUUCAAGUUGUGCAGUCCUAUACCUUGUAGUUACACACCAGACAAUGUUGUAAUAUUUUGAACAACUUUCUCGGCAACUUUGUGAAUGUGUAAUGAGUUAUCGAUCACACCAAAUCCAACGACUCACUCAGUGCACCAGCCGUUAUGACCAUGGCUA
This is a messenger RNA of Suillus plorans, 1823 nucleotides long. RefSeq lists its product as uncharacterized. Gene Ontology annotation, biological process: protein phosphorylation. The record is from RefSeq and is a predicted model, not a curated record. Gene Ontology annotation, molecular function: protein kinase activity; ATP binding. NCBI's taxonomy places the organism in Eukaryota, Fungi, Basidiomycota, Agaricomycetes, Boletales, Suillaceae. The transcript has 3 exons. The coding region runs from base 228 to 1628 and encodes 466 amino acids.